AUGCAUCAUCCAGGCACUCACCUUCUCGCAAGAAAUGUUGCCCCAAGACCAGCAUCGACCCGGCGUGCCUUGCCGCACAAGAAGGUCACGCCCGAGACCAUCGACGACGCCUAUGCCCAGUUCAUCCUCUACUGUAACCCGGGUGUCCCUCCAGAAACCGACACCGCAGUCUUGAGAGAUGCCUUCAAGGUCCCACCAAAGAGCGGAGGCAAGUCAUUCAGCACUUACACACUCUUCGAGUUGAUAGGGCUCUUCCAAAUGAAGGAAAUCAAGACCUGGGCAGAUUUGGCAUUGCAACUAGGGGUCGACCCGCCGGACCAGGACAAGGGACAGAGCGCGCAGAAGAUCCAACAAUACGCCGUCCGGCUGAAGCGGUGGAUGCACUCGAUGCAUAUUGAUGCCUUCUUCGACUACCUUCUUGGCAACCCUCACCCAUACUGGACGGAGAUCCCCACAGAUCCGAACCCAGUACUAGAAGAAGGCCGUGAUGGGGUGGCAGCAGAGGACGACAUGGCCUUGAGGUCACUUCUACCACAGAUUAGGCCACGUAGGGGGAGGAAGCGACCGGAGAACGAAGAUUCGAGCAGCACAGUCGUACUCUGCAAUGACGCCCUCACCUGGGAAUGGAGCACAGAUGCGCUAAUUAUGGAGGCCUUCGGGACGGCAAAUCAUAAUUAUAUCCCUCUUCAGGAGCAGCAACAGCAACCACGACACCACCAUCAGCAUUAUCAGCAGCAGCACUCCCUCCCAGGCGUGUCUACCACGAUGUCACCAAAUGACCCUUUCACAUAUGCUCCGACGACCCAACAGUUCGAUCAAGGCCAAAGCCCAUCAUCUCAACGUCAAGAAGCAACCGAAGUCCGCAAGGGAAUCCGGUUCUCAGACCCCACCGACCGAACCAACCUUGAUGCGCUCGAAUCUUUCUUCAUAUAUGAUAUAGUAGGAGCGGACUGGUUCGACUCGACCGGUACCCAGAUUCCGGCAGGCAACGUCGACGAGGCUGCAGGCAUCUACCAACAAGUCAUCGAAGACGUUAUGAAAGGCGCGGCCAGCAACGAGACGUUCUUAAUCAACGUGGCAGCGCUCAUCGGCGGCGGCCUACUCAGGAGCGGCAGGAGCGUCAAAGUGCACAAGACGGUGGGCGGGGACGGGUCCAGCGUGUACGACUGCAAUUGGGAGCUGCAACUCGGGGACGUCAAGGGUGCCUACAGCAUCCGCGUUGCGCUGCCGCAUGGCAAGUGGAGAGGUCACAGAGGCACAAAGAGCAAGGAAAAUAACACACUCGGCACAACGGGGGAUGAUGAGGACGCCGAGGGGAAGAGGACGACAGCGAACUGGCGGAAAGGGGCGAGGACGACGACGAAGAAGGGGGCGAUGACGGGAUAA
Diaporthe citri is the source of this 1386-nucleotide messenger RNA. RefSeq lists its product as uncharacterized. The transcript has 4 exons. Bases 1 to 1386 code for a protein of 461 amino acids. The record is from RefSeq and is a predicted model, not a curated record. Lineage: Eukaryota; Fungi; Ascomycota; Sordariomycetes; Diaporthales; Diaporthaceae. Gene Ontology annotation, molecular function: DNA replication origin binding.